Molecule: messenger RNA, 820 nt
Organism: Musa acuminata subsp. malaccensis (wild Malaysian banana)
Lineage: Eukaryota; Viridiplantae; Streptophyta; Magnoliopsida; Zingiberales; Musaceae
Product: large ribosomal subunit protein eL28y
Biological process (GO): translation
Cellular component (GO): cytosolic large ribosomal subunit; ribosome
Molecular function (GO): structural constituent of ribosome
Source: RefSeq, a predicted model, not a curated record
UUUUGGGAUCGCGAUAUAAAGUGGGGAUUUAGGGUUCCACGCGGCAUUCCGAACUCCGCCGUCUCACGCCGCGCUCAGAGAGGCCGACGGGAGUCUUCACCGCUGCCUCAAACUUGUCUGUAGAAAUGGCUACUGUCCCUGGCCCGCUCAUCUGGGAGAUCGUGAAGAAAAACAAUGCAUUCCUUGUGAAGCAAUUCGGCAAUAGCACUGCCAUGGUGCAGUUCAGCAAGGAGCCUAACAAUCUCUAUAAUGUCAAUUCCUACAAGCACUCUGGAUUGGCAAACAAGAAGUCGAUGACCAUUCAGCCCAGUGGGAAGGACCUCUCAGUUGUUCUUGCAACAGCCAAGACAAAGAAGCAGAACAAACCUGGUAGCUUAUAUCACAGAUCAGUCAUGAAGAAGGAGUUCCGUAAGAUGGCAAAAGUUGUUAUGAAUCAGGUGACUGAUAACUACUACAGGCCAGAUCUGACUAAAGCAGCUCUUGCACGGCUGAGUGUGGUGCAUCGUAGCCUUAAGGUUGCCAAAUCUGGUGCCAAGAAGAGGAACAGGCAGGCAGUUAAAGCAAGAAACUAGCUGUCCUUCAAUUAUUUUGGUUUGGUUCACGGAGUUUUUAACUGAAGAGCUUGUCAACCUGGAUCUCACAACUUCUUUUUGUUAUUGUUAAUUUCACCAGAAGAAUUUACACACUCUAGUUUUAAUUAGAUUGUGUGAUGCUAUUGCUGCUAGUAAGAAUUUCCAAUUCAAUGUGCUACUACUGCUCAUUCUUCUGAAACGAGGAGGAAUGUUUCAUCAAAGAGGCUAAAUCUCUGUUGUAGUGCUGA